Molecule: messenger RNA, 1419 nt
Organism: Schistosoma intercalatum
Lineage: Eukaryota; Metazoa; Platyhelminthes; Trematoda; Strigeidida; Schistosomatidae
Source: the annotation of a GenBank genome assembly
AUGUCGUUUGUUGUCCGUAUCAGGGGUCUUCCGUUCUCAGCGAAUGCGGAUGAUAUAAUCAGUUUUUUCAACGAUUGCAGGAUAAGAGGUGGAAAGCGUGGCAUAUAUUUUCCUCAAGGGUCUAAUGGCCGUUCUAAUGGAGAAGCUUUCAUCGAACUGGAAAGUAGAGAUGAUAAACAGAAAGCCAUGACUCAUCAUAAUGAACAUUUGGGUCGCCGUUAUAUUGAAGUAUUUGAUUCAUGCUCUGAGGAAUUGAAUAACGCUAUGGGAUGCAGACCUUUCAACUCGCCAAAUCGGAGGGAACAUGUUGUUAGGUUACGUGGUCUUCCGUACGAUACUGAGAAAAAGGAGAUAUAUGCCUUUUUUAACGGCCUGGAAAUAGCUCCCAACGGUAUCGGGUUAUUGGUGGAUCAUAUGGGUCGUUGCACGGGGGAAGCGUAUGUCCAAUUCACAUCUUCUGAAAGUCUAGCUCGGGCAAAGGAGAAACAUAUGGAGAAGAUAGGGCACAGAUACAUUGAAAUAUUUGAAAGUACAAUGAUGGAGGCUAACACGACCAUACAGCGCCAAAUGGAAAUAAAUCAAAGCCGUGGUUCCAGUCGAGGACCGAUGUUCGGUCGAGGAAGUCGUGAUGGUCAUCCCGGUGGUACAGGUCAUCAUGGAGGUUCCCGAGGAGGAUAUGAUGCGCCCCCGUUUAGUCCAAACGGGUCAGGUCCAAACAGAGGUCCAGUUCCUGGAAGAUUUACGCCCUAUGGUCGACCACCACAUGUUUUCGGACACCCGGGAUACAGUUCUCCUCCCAGAGGCUUCGAAGGACCUUCUCCCUCAAAAGGAUCUAAUUUCGGGCCACCCGGACAUUACGAAUAUGAUGAUCCACAAAGUUUGACUGGGCAUUCUGUUCGUAUGAGAGGGUUGCCAUACUCAGCGACCAAAGAGGAUAUUAAUCGUUUCCUUUCUCCUUUACAACCAGUCAACAUUCGGAUAAAAUUCAAUGCGGCUAAUCGACCCACCGGAGAGGCAGUUGUGGAUUUUGCCAGUCAUGAUGAAGCGAAGGAGGCAAUGAAGAAGGAUCGUGAAAAAAUUGGGCCUCGUUACAUCGAACUUUUCUUAGCAUCCACCCCUAAGGGAAUCUCUCCUUCGUCUCGCAUAAAUAACAAUGCACCAGUUCCUAGUCGUCGAUCUCCUCCUGUCCACAGUAGUAGAGGCCAUCAAGGGUCACAAUACGCCAACUUUCCUCCUCAGCAAUAUGAAUAUGAUGAUAUAAAUUAUGCGGAAGAUGUAGGGUACAAUUCAGGUCCAAGUAGACCAGAUUUUAAUCAGCCAUAUGAUAGUUUUCACAACGGCACGAGUGUAAGAGGACCAAUCAGGCCUUCAGGAGAUGGUUAUUCAGACUACAGAUAUCGUCAAGGAAAUCACUAUUGA